Acanthoscelides obtectus is the source of this 1734-nucleotide messenger RNA. NCBI's taxonomy places the organism in Eukaryota, Metazoa, Arthropoda, Insecta, Coleoptera, Chrysomelidae. The record is from the annotation of a GenBank genome assembly.
GUUAGAAUUUGAAUUUGAGAAACUACUAGUGCUUGAGAAAGAUCUGUUGUUUCUGAAAACUGAUUAGUUAUUAUUAGCGAUUUAUAUUUUGCCAAGCAACAUGAAUUUGAACGAGUUCUUAGUGAACAAGAAGAAACCAAAGGGAGUUAGAUAUACGGCAAAUAAAAGAAAUAGCAAUGCAGUUUAUAGUGUCAAUAAAAUACCCAUGGGUCCACCUCCUACUCCACCUUUACGCAAAAAGUCUACUCCGUCGUCUGAUCUAAUUUGGGGAAAGAGCCAUAUAAGUGUUCCAAACACAACUUCCUCGUCAGCAAAAAAAUCGAGAAGUAGUUCCAAAGUAUCUUCUGAAGAACCAGAAAAUAAAGUCAUUGUUGCGCUGACUGAAGGCCGCGGAGGAGCAAGAUGCGAAGUUGGUAUAGCAGCAGUGGAUGUUACUAGACCACUUAUAGUAUUGUGUCAGAUCUCAGACACCCAAAGUUAUGUAAAUACUUUGACCAAAAUCAACAUUAUUAAUCCAAACGAGAUUUUAGUUCCCACAACCUUUGUUGAUACUUUUACCGAAAACAGAUUAGUUACCAUGGUCAGAAAACAGUUCCCGAAAAUGAAAAUAUCUGGUAUUCCAAGAAGUACGUUUAAUAAAAUCAAUGGAUUAGAAACCUUGUCAAGUCUAUGUGUUCCUGGUUUAAAUGGUAUACUAUUGAUCUUGCAGCAUCGAUAUUAUGCAUUAGCGGCUGCAUCCGCUUUAAUCACUCACAUUCAAGAAAGUUUGUUUAUAUAUUACGCAAAAGGAACAAUUAAAAUAGAAUACCAGGAAUCAGAAGGAUACGCUGUCAUCGAUACUUCUACAGCUGAUAGGCUAGAACUAGUAUGCAGUACAAAACCAGCACAGGCAAACCGAUAUUCCAGCUUGUUUGGCAUUUUAAACCAUUGCUGUACCAAGAUUGGCACAAGAACAUUGCGAUCUUCUAUAUUGAGACCACCUUGUAAAGUUGAAUACAUAGAGGAACGAUUGGAAUGUGUUACAGAAUUGGCGUUGAAUCCUGAAGCUCGCCUGUCUAUACAGGCUCUUCUCCAAAAAGUGCCAAACAUCGACAUGAUCCUUGGCAUAGCCACCAUUUUAUCAAUCGAUCCUGAAAAAUGUUCGAACCGACAGUUGAAUUACGUCCUUCUGCUAAACAGUCUUUUGGACAUGAUCGCACCUCUCAAAGACGUCAUAUCCAAACUGAAAAUGCCAUUUUUUGUGAGGUUGCGAAAAACCCUGGAAGAUGAAGGUUUUGAACACAUAAGGAAGUGUAUAAGGGAGAUGUUGAGUGAAGGUGCUCAUCCUGCAAAAGGAUCUCAAGCCACCAUGCAAAGAUGCUUUGCUAUCAAGUGUGGAAUCAAUGGUCUUCUGGACUUGAUCAGAAAAACGUAUACAGAGAGACUGAAUGACUUGCAAGUUUAUACGAAACAACUUUCAGAAAAAUAUGGCUUACCCCUAACGCUGAGCAGUAAUCAAACUAAGGGCUUUCAUUUCGUUCUGCCUUUGAAAGGACAGCAAAAGAGGACACUCAAGAAAUCCGAUCUUCCUGAUGAGUUUAUUGAAGUUCAGCGAUUAGUUGGGAGCUUCACCAUGAAAACGCCUGAAUUAGUGAAUUAUUCGACAAGAUUGGACGACAUUAUGACUGACAUAUUAAAAAUCAGUGAUGUGUAAGUAUUGUCACAUGUUAUCUAGAAAUGCUACAGUAACUGUUU